AUGGCUUCCGCGGGAUCGUCCGGCGGCUCUGUCAGUGAGCUCGCCGCGAAGCUCUACGAUGCAUGCCUGACCAAGUUCCCCCCUGAUCACCUCUUCAACCAACAAGAAUUGCUGGGCCUGGGAGUCCUUCCCAAGUCCGACCUUGCGCUUCUCCUCCAAUGCACCCAAUCGCUCGUGGAUCAAAAGCUGUUCCGGCUUUUACAGCAGAAUAACCGUUUGGCCUGGAAGAUCAUCUCCCGGGACGAUGCUGAAAAACUUCAAAAUCUGAGCCAUGACGAAAGUAUGGUCUACAACGUGAUUCAUUCGACCGGUCGUUCUGGUAUCUGGGUCCGCGCCAUCCAAAACCGUACAAACCUCCACAAGUCCAUUCUAGAUCGCUGCCUCAAGUCGCUCGAAGGGAAAAACUACAUCAAAAGCGUCCACAAUGUCAAGUUCCCCAGCCGGAAGAUGUACAUGCUGGCGGGCCUGGCCCCUAGCGAAGAUGUCACCGGUGGCGCUUGGUUCACGGACGGCGUGCUGGACGAGGACUUCAUUACCACGAUGGCGGGGUAUAUCGAGUACACCGUGAGUCGAAAAAGUUGGUUCGAAAUCUCGUCGGCAGACGGACCAAGCAAGCGCAUCAAAACCGCCGACGGAAGCGCAUCGUUGAAACAGGAGCCCGGCCAGAGAGAAUACAUCCCCUUCCCCGCCGGAUACCAAGGCUAUCCCACCGUCGCGACGAUCACCGCCGCCGUCAACGGGAGUGAUCUCACCCCCGUGCGCCUCGGCGAAGAAAGUGUCCUGCAGCUCCUUGAGAUGCUUUGUUUCGACAACAAGCUCGUCGCCUUGAACAACGGGGAAAUCUAUCGAUCCGUCAAAAACCCCGUGGCCGUGAAACAAUCGCAAGCCCGGAAGCCCGCCGGAGACGACGACGCGUCGGAUCGACUGGUGCAGAACGGCAUGACGGAAGCACCUUGCGGCCACUGCCCCGUCUUCAAACUCUGUGCCCCCGGAGGCGCCGUGAGUCCGGAAAGCUGCGAAUACUUCGAUCCGUGGUUGGAGAAAGCUCUGGGAUUUUGA
Molecule: messenger RNA, 1059 nt
Organism: Aspergillus affinis
Lineage: Eukaryota; Fungi; Ascomycota; Eurotiomycetes; Eurotiales; Aspergillaceae
Product: RPC34 RNA polymerase subunit family protein
Exons: 2
Coding region: 1-1059 (352 amino acids)
Biological process (GO): transcription by RNA polymerase III
Cellular component (GO): RNA polymerase III complex
Source: RefSeq, a predicted model, not a curated record